AUGGCAGGCAAGCCUUCCGGGGCGCUGAAGACCAGCGCCCCAGCGGUGGACCCCGACCCCGCGGCGCCCGCAGCCCGGGCCGCGGCCGCGAUGGUCGGGCCCAGGUUCCGCCAGGCCCUCCAGGCCCUCCGGGGGUGCGGCAAGGAGUCCAGGGAGGACACGCGCAAGGCGCGCAGCGCCUCGGGCGCGCGGACCUCCAGCCCCGGCAGCCCCGGCAGCCGAACCACCCGAAGCCGCCGGGCGGCUUCCACCCGCAGAGACGGCAGCCAGGCGGCCUCCAAAGCGGAUGGCGCUUACCAGGCGGCACCUCCCAAGAAUCGCAUCGCCAAAUACGGCGGCGUGAAGAAAGGCCGGACCCGCGUCUCGGUGCCAGCGCCGGCCUUCCGAUGUUUGGGCCAAGCUGCCGCAGGGAUCCGGGAGAUGGACUGGAACAAGCUGUACAGAGCCCUGGAGAUCUUGACGCGCUUCUUGAUCCCCUGCGAAUCUGUUUCUCUAUACCUGGUCGAGGAAGGCGGUCGCUACCUGCGGCGGGUGAACACCUUCCUCGAGUCCUUCCCGCCGGAACGCCGUGGUCAUCUCCUGACCCCGGUGUCGGAGAGCACAGUGGAGGGUGCCGCGGCUGUCCAUGCAGAGCCCUGUGGUUUGCCCGUGAGGGCUAAGGUGGUGACCAAGACACAGGUUGAGUGGGCCAGCCGGGAGGCCACUGGGCUGUACCCGCUGCCCAGCAAGGGCACCUUCCAGGAUCUCAGCGCGGGCGCGUCCCUGGCACCCUACCCCCCGGCAGAUUGGACCUCGCCAGAGGCGCCCACUGUGACGCGAAUCCGCAACGUCCUGGCCUUCCCCUUGCUUUUUGGCAGCUCGCAGGAGGAUGAUCCUUUUGGAGACUACGCCUCAGCAGAUACCGAGCAUGCGCUCGCGGAUGAGCGGGUCUUUGCGGUACUAAAGCUCACAAACCGCCUGAGCAAGGGCAACGGGCGCGCGCCGGUGAAUAUUGCCGCCAGCUCGCGGGAUAGGGCAGACCUGAAGUAUCAGCCUUUCGCCAAGAGGGACUCUGAGCUUCUGGAAGCCAUGUCCGAGUUCCUCAGAGAGGUCUACUUCAGCAUUGACCCCGUCACCUUUGGACCUCGCGCCAGCGCAUCGUUGGAUGUGCGGGAGGAGAUCGAGCCAUUGAACGCCCCAUCCAUGAUGAGCGGCCCAAGCCGGUCAAACCAGUCAGGCAGCCGAGCUCACAACCAAUCUGGCAGCCGGCUCUUGAGCCACGUGCAGAGUGGUGGCAGUGCUGCAAGCAUGGCCGCUGGGAUGUUUGGAAUCCUGGGCAACGCUUUCGCGAAAGGCAGCUCCCAGAAGCGGCGCGCCGCAGAGCUGCCGGACCUGCUGCAGAAGCCGGAGGUCCAAGUCACCUCAGACAGCUCAGAAUCUAUGCGUGCGGCGCCGGGCUGGGUGUACAAGGACAGGGCGUGA
Molecule: messenger RNA, 1461 nt
Organism: Effrenium voratum
Lineage: Eukaryota; Dinophyceae; Suessiales; Symbiodiniaceae
Source: the annotation of a GenBank genome assembly